AUGUCCAUCCUCCUCACCUACGCCAUCAACGUCUUUAGAACACCGCGCCAGUUUUACGGUUCCGUGAUCAAGCACAAUGACGACCCGACGGAGGCGCUUGUCCGAGCCGAACACGAAAAGGGCCACGUCAGCCCGAAGCGACUCGGCAUGAUGCGGCGGUCAGCCGCUGCGUCCAGUAACCUCCAAGAAUGCGUGCCUGUUUUUAUCGCCGGAGCGAUGGCCGCUUGGGUGGGGGGCGUGGAUCCCUACCGCCAGAAUGUGUACCAUAUCAUCUGGGUCGUAGCGAGAUGGGCCUACAAGGACGCAUAUCUGCGCCAAGCCGGAUUACUUCGCACCGCAUUAUAUUUCAUCUCCAUGUUCGUUAGCAUUGCGCUACUCGUUGAGGGAGGAAACCUCGUUACGGAGAGAUACUCUGCUUAG
Molecule: messenger RNA, 420 nt
Organism: Lasiodiplodia theobromae
Lineage: Eukaryota; Fungi; Ascomycota; Dothideomycetes; Botryosphaeriales; Botryosphaeriaceae
Product: Membrane-associated eicosanoid/glutathione metabolism (MAPEG) protein
Exons: 2
Coding region: 1-420 (139 amino acids)
Cellular component (GO): membrane
Source: RefSeq, a predicted model, not a curated record